AUGCACCUCGCGUUCAUGAUUUCUACAUUUCAACUGUGCCCCGGAGACAGGGUCGAAGCACGCCCGUCCAGUGUGCUUCUUUCACGACAUGCUCUAGUCCUGGGUGUCUUUCAGUGGUCUUCUAGCCUUAGAAUAGAAGAAGUCGUGUCCGCCACGAACAUCCGCAACGUCCUCCCACGCCUUUUUUUAUUUGAAAUCUGGGACAAACUGAAGGAAAAGACUGACCUAUUCGACUUGACUUUUUUCCCCUUUUGGAUUCUCGGUCCAAUAUAUCAAAGAGGCGAAGAUGUCUUCGUUUCUGUGUAUCUGAUCUCCUCUGCUCUUACUGAACCUACCCACAAAAAGAAAGAAGAGAAAUUUUGCCCCGAGAGAGGCCGCCUUCUCUCAGGCCAGCAGUCUUAUACUUCUAGUCGACUGCUUUAUGACGGGCUUCCCUGUAGUUAUGGCCCCAAAAGCUCUGCUCGCUUCGUCUAG
This is a messenger RNA of Striga asiatica, 474 nucleotides long. The record is from the annotation of a GenBank genome assembly. NCBI's taxonomy places the organism in Eukaryota, Viridiplantae, Streptophyta, Magnoliopsida, Lamiales, Orobanchaceae.